Nelumbo nucifera (sacred lotus) is the source of this 2264-nucleotide messenger RNA. RefSeq names its product putative leucine-rich repeat receptor-like protein kinase At1g68400. Gene Ontology annotation, molecular function: protein kinase activity; ATP binding. The record is from RefSeq and is a predicted model, not a curated record. Gene Ontology annotation, biological process: protein phosphorylation. NCBI's taxonomy places the organism in Eukaryota, Viridiplantae, Streptophyta, Magnoliopsida, Proteales, Nelumbonaceae.
CCCUUGUUUUGUUUUCUCUCUACCUAAACCCUCACCUCCCGCACACAAGGAACAGAGCAACUUACGAGAGCACCCAUGAAGCUCUGGACUCUGCUCACAGUCUUCCUGCUCUCCUUCUUCUUCUCCUUUCUGUCCCUCUGUUCUCUCUCCUUCUGUAAUCCUGAUUUCGACGCGCUUUUAGAUUUCAAGUCUGCUUCUGACCACUUCAACUCCCUCUCCUCCUGGUCCAACUCGUCAGACCCCUGCUCCGGCUCAUGGCUCGGCGUCAGCUGCAGCAAAAACAACCGCCGUGUUACCCGCCUCAUCCUCCAGAAUCUCAACCUUACCGGCCCCAUCCACAGCCUAACUCCCCUCACCCACCUCAGACUUCUCAGCCUCAAAAACAAUGUCCUCUCCUCUUCCUCCUUGAACUUCUCCCCCUGGACCAACAUGAAGCUGCUCUUCCUCUCCCACAACCAAUUCUCCGGUAACUUUCCCGCUGGCAUUUCCCAGCUCCAUCGUCUCCGCCGCCUCGACCUCUCCCACAACCGUCUCUCAGGUCACAUUCCCAUGGUCGAGCUUAACCGCUUGCCGCACUUGCUAACUCUUCGCCUGGAAGCCAAUUCUUUCAGUGGAACACUAUCCUCGCUCUUUGUCCCGGUUAUAGACUUGAACGUUUCAAGCAACAAUCUUUCCGGCCAAAUUCCGGUAUCUCUUUCCUCGUUCGCAGCUUCUUCAUUUGCCGACAACAAGAAUCUCUGCGGGAAGCCGUUACCGUACAAGUGCUCGAAUCGAACGAUCCUGAGUGAUCCGGUCCCAGUGAAGAUCUCCCAGGAACAAGGAAAGAAGCUGAGUCAUCGUGUAGUACUUGCCAUUGUAGUUGUGGAUGUGUCGGUGGUCGUGGCGGUGAUUGUUGUUUUCUACUGCUGCUGGAAGCGACGAACCAGACAUUAUCAGAGAGGCGUUGGCGGAGAGAAAAUGAGGAGAGAACCAGAGAAGAGACACGGGUAUGGGUAUGAAGGAAGGUACCGCGGAUGGAGCCUGCGUGAGGAUGAGGAGACGGUCAUCUUCGAAGGGUGCAAAAAGGGUCUAAGAGUGGAUGAUCUUUUGAAAUCUUCGGCGGAGAUGCUGGGGAAGGGGAUUGUAGGGACCACUUACAAAGUAGUGAUGGACGGUGGGGAUGUCUUCGUGGUGAAGCGGGCGAGGGAAAGGAGGAAGAGGAAGGAGUUCGAUGGGUUGCUGAGAGAGAUUGGUAGGCUGAGACAUUCCAAUAUCGUCAACCUCAGAGCUUACUUGUGCUCCAAAGAAGAGUUGCUGCUUGUCUACGAUUACCUCCCAAAUGGAAGCCUCUACUCUCUCUUACACGGAAAUCGAGGACCCGGAAGAACUCCACUAGAUUGGACUACAAGGCUUAAACUGGUGUCUGACUCAGCUAAGGGACUGGCAUUCCUGCACAGCGAAUGCAAAUCGAAGCUGGAACACGGACACCUGACAUCGUCGAACAUCAUUAUUGAUCAAGCGGGGAAUGCCUGCAUUUCUGACUUCGCGCUGCACCAGCUCUUCCUCGCACCAUCAACAUCAUCAAACAAUGCGUACAAGGCCCCGGAAUUAACGCUUAAUAACAACUGCAACAUAAACAACUCAAGGAAAAUCAGCAAUAAAUCCGAUGUUUAUAGCUUCGGAGUCAUUCUGCUGGAGAUACUGACAGGGAAAAUGGCAACAAUAAGCGAAGGAGAAACAUGUCUAGCCAAGUGGGUGCAGCGUGUUGUGAGAGAGGAAUGGACGUCGGAGGUGUUUGAUAUUGAGCUACUGCGAUACAAAGGCAUGGAAGAAGAGAUGAUGGCCCUGCUGCAAGUGGCCUUGCUUUGCUUGGCCCCAAUGCCACAAGAUCGUCCUAAGAUGAGUGUGGUGCAUAGGAUGAUCGACGAUAUCAGGGCGAGGGGACGUAGAAACCUGAGGACGACCCUUUCUGUUUCUCCCCUAAAUAUUGGGCCCUCUUCUGAUUCUUCUCCUUCUCUGUCAGAGGAUACCCCCAACUUCACUAGCAGCAGCUGAGCUCUAGAUGAUGGAUUGCCUCUUAAAUUAAAUUAAAUUAAAUUUCUAGCUAGCCAUGCGACGACCCGAGUCCCAUCCAUUAAUGGAGAAUCUGCCUAGCUAGCUAUAUUAAUUAGUUUUAUAUUAAUUCAACCGUGUGGCUGUAUCUCGAUAUUUAGUUUUAUUAUCCAUUUUGAUGGAGAAAAUCUUCAUUGUUUGUAAUAAUUAUCACUAUUUAUUGUUUUUGUUUA